CGUGCAGAGAAACUAACAGAGUCAUUUGCAGAUAUAUUUGCUAGGUCACUCAGAGAGGUAAUACUAGUACCAGGUGCCAAACACUCACUCAACAUUCCAGAGGGUGUCACCUUCCAACUACAAGUCCACCAAAGAGCACUUACCCCUCUACAGCUGCAAUUUUUACACAGAAAGAUAGAUGAUAUGCUGACAGCAGGUAUCAUAGAGCGAGCACUACCA
This is a messenger RNA of Suillus discolor, 219 nucleotides long. RefSeq lists its product as uncharacterized. The record is from RefSeq and is a predicted model, not a curated record. The transcript has a single exon. Lineage: Eukaryota; Fungi; Basidiomycota; Agaricomycetes; Boletales; Suillaceae. The annotation marks the transcript as partial.